CUAGUUUCCCACGUUCCUAGUCUCCUACGUCCCUAGUCUCCCACGUCCCCAGAUCCCUACGUCCUCAGAUCCCUACGUCCCUAGUUUCCCACGUUCCUAGUCUCCUACGUCCCUAGUCUCCCACGUCCCCAGAUCCCUACGUCCUCAGAUCCCUACGUCCCUAGUCUCCCACGUCCCCAGAUCCCUACGUCCCUAGUCUCUCACGUCCCCAGAUCCCUACGUCCCUAGUCUCCCACGUCCCUAGUCUCCUAGUCCUUAAACCACUGCGUCCCCAAACACCUAUAUCCCUAACCCCCAACGUCCCUCCACUCUUAUCUCCCCAAAUUUCCAAAUCGGAAAAUUCCUACAUCAAACGCUAAUCCCUAUCACAAACUCCAAAAAUCCAUAAAUAUCGAGUGGAGGUGGUCCCUCCACGUGUUUGCACAAGACAACGUAACGCGAGGUAAUCCAACAUACAGCUACCUGUCCAAACCCCGGAGAUAAAGAUCCUAGGUACAUCAAUGCUCGCUGUACAACCACAAUGAUCAUACCCGCGUUCCUUUCGAACACACACUUGCCAGCACCCAGUAACCGCAACCGGUUAUGUAUAACACACGCGAAUGGCGCGAGCGAAUUUGUGUUGGCAUCGUUUGGCGGCAAUCAGUGUGUGGUGGGAACGCGAUGCAAACGUCAGCGGGAUCAAGGGGGAGCGUAUAAAGGUUCCUCGAAGCAUCGUGAAUCCUAUUCAGAGACCGAGUCUGGUCACCGCUGCUAGCAGAUAUACUCGGGUAUAUUCGUUGGCGAAAUUCCAUUGAAUCGCGAGAAGCUGAUCACUCGACCAGUUCGCUCGACAAGACCCGUUCCUUUCUUCGACCAUCGGUCGUUGUUUAACAUUCUUCUUGGCCACGUAUUUACGGACGCCACGUCUUUUGUGUCGUGAGAAGCGAAUACCGAUCGAUCAAAUAUGCCGACUUGUACGUGCGAACCGAGGAUCUUCGACGAAGAGAACCACGUGUGUCAACUGAAGCCGCCUGCCGAAUACGAGGACGAGAAAAUUGAAUACGACGCUAGUGUUAGGUACUCAGAUGGCUCCGUACGACUACGAAAUCCAAAUAUCGAGCUCAUGGAUCAGGACAUCCUGUACCAUCUCGCUCUUGGCAGCGGCUCGCACGAUCUUGUGGAGAUGUUCGGAGAUGUCAAGUUCGUGUGCAUGGGAGGCACACCUAAACGCAUGGAACAGUUCGCCCACUACAUAAUGCAAGAAAUAGGCCAUAAGCUUCCUGCUGGAACGACGCUUCUCGACAUUAGUCAGUAUUCAUACCGUUACUCCAUGUACAAAGUUGGGCCCGUUCUAUCUAUUAGCCACGGAAUGGGCAUACCGUCUGUCGGGAUUCUUCUGCACGAAGUCAUCAAGUUGAUGUACCACGCCAAAGUUAAGGAUCCAAUAUUCUUCAGGAUCGGUACGUGUGGAGGGAUCGGUCUCGAAGGCGGCACCGUAGUCAUCUCUGAAGAAGCAGUGGACGGCAUGCUGAAGCCUUACUUAGAUCUGCCCGUGCUAGGUAAAAUAGUAAGAAGGCCUGCAAAGCUGGACCGACAGCUAGCUCACGACUUGAAGGCCCUGGCGCAUCGCGACGACCCUUACGAUACCGUGAUCGGUAAAACCAUGUGCACCUAUGACUUCUACGAGGGACAAGGCCGAAUGGACGGUGCAUUCUGCGAGUUCAGUGAAAAUGAUAAAUUGGAGUACCUAAACAAGCUGCACGAGGCUGGAGUAGUGAAUAUAGAAAUGGAAAGCCUCUCCUUUGCGGCUCUUACUCAUCACGCGGGCAUCAAGUCCGCUGUUGUUUGUGUGACACUGCUAGAUAGACUCAAGGGAGAUCAGGUGCUGGCACCAAAAGAGGUCCUUGAUGAAUGGCAGAUGAGACCACAGCAAUUGGUUUCUCGUUACAUAACUAGAUAUCUUCAACGAAAGGGUCCUCGUUCCCUAGAAGGGCAUGGACUGAUGUUUGUUAAGAGCCCUCGUCGGUUCAAGCUGGUUCAACAGGAAUCAGAGAACUACGAUUAAAUUUAUGCCGUGUCAAAUGAAGGAACAAACUGUGCGGUUGAAGUAAAAUGGAACAUGGAUUCGUUGAUUCUAUCGACGAUUAUUUUACUAAACAGAUUUUAUUUUAUUUUAUUUUAUUUUAUUUAUUUAAUUUCAACUGAGGGUAUUAUGGUUACUAAGCACAACGCAGGAAUGUAUGUAUGUAAUUUGAGUUUUAUUACUUUUCUCUUUUCUAAUUAGCUUUCAUUCAUUAUCACACCAAAGUUCUUUACUUUCUACUUAGACCACCAUACUUGCAUAAUUAAGUAUUAUCUACUUAUAAUUGAAGUAUUCAUUUUAUUUGUAAUGUAGCAAUUUAGAUAUUUCUUUAAUGUUACAUGAUUUUGUUCGAACAUAGAAGUUAUUGUAGUAUGUAACAGAACAUUUUAAAGUUCCUCCUAAAUUUUCUAAUGAUUAUGAAAGGGAAACUCAAAGAGUCAUAACCUCGUUUUUGCUGCAUGUGAAGAUGCGGUGAUUCAAGUACAAAACAGGCACGAUACAUAUGUAUAAAGAAAAGGUAAACGCGACUACCAAAAGUACGUAAUGUACAUCUUUAACGACCACGCUUGGCCACAUAUCUAUUGUCCGUGUAUUUUCUGACAUUUUUAUUUUAGAUUGCGAUUAUGAUCGCCUGUAACACUUUGACAACCACUGUCACGUACCUUGUGACUUUGAUACAUAGCUUUCUAAUCCUUCACUCUGUUUCCACGUAGAGUAGCAAUUGUAUCAAUUGUAAUUUGGAAAUUAGUAAUUUUAUAGUGUACAUUAAGAAACCUUAACAAGUACAAUCCUAGUAGGCUUUAUUUAGUUAGAAGAAAAAGUAGGUUUUAAAAAGUGGCUGUCAAAGUGUUCAAAUUUGCAACAAAAUUUAAUGUUCAAUUACUUACAUUGUUUAAGACACGAUGGAUAUCGUGCAAGACUUUGUAUAUCAAUAGAAUUGAUAAAAUGUUGCAACGGAUAUAGAUCCAUAUUCAUAGGAUAUGGUUUACCGUAGCAGUGCUUGAAAUUCCAUUACUUUAUUCGAUGAAACUGCAGAUCCUUUCGAUUGGGUUUCAGGAACCUGCAAGAUACCAUAUUCUAUAGCGUUAAGAUUCUGUGUAUUAGUAAUUGAUUAGACAAUUUAGUGGCACAUUCCAAAUACUUAGAUAAUAAUGUUUGCUUCCAUUCGGUUAUAUCUGUGGUAUGGCUGAGAUCGUUCUAACAGACUUAUACUCAGUCAAAAUAGUCUCCGUACACUAUGUUACAAUUUGGCAUUGUAUGAUUUCAAUGGAGAAGGUAGUAAAUACAGAUGCUGUACAUAGAUUUAUUAAUAUUUAGUUAGUUGGUGCUCUUUUUAUCUUCAUGACUUCCUGUUUUUUUUUCUGUAUAAUACUGAUUAUCUUCUGAUAACAGUUGAAUUUUGUUCAACUGAAACAUCUUAGAUGACAGGCUUUCUAAAUAAAGUAAGAUAAAUAUUUGCUGCCUUCUCUGUUGGAAGGGGAGACUUUUUAAACUGAAUGUACAUCAUAUAUAGCAAAGAAAGAAAACGGAAUUAAGAGUUGAGCUCUUUUUUUAAAUUUUGUUAAGAUUAGAUUAUGAAUUCAGAAGGUGUUAGUCAUUAGUUUUAUUUUGAGCAUUCCAGUAUAAUGGAGAGACGUUGCUCCAGUGCCAAAGCUAACGUUGUUGAAAAUGAUUCAGCUCAAUAAGAUUGUUCUUAAUCUUAUCUUUCAAUGGAACAAUUUGUUGAAACUUUGUAAUUAACGAAGGCAUUAAAAGUGUUGAUAAUAUAUCACUUACAACUCUCUGUGUAUGUAAAGGAAGCAAAAUUAAACGUGAUAUUUUUUAACAAGUGUAUGUAGAAAAAUUGAGGUAGUUCAAAUUAUGCAGUGGUUUUUAAGCUUUGUUCGUAAAAAUUCAGUGUAAUAUAUUCUUGAAUUGCGUGUGUUUUCUCUUUCGUAUUUUAACGUGGUUUGUUGAUUAUUUAAAAAAUGAAGUACACGAAACGAGAACUUGAAUAUUAAUCAUAAAAGGAAAAACGAUUUUAAACACAUAAUUGUAUCUACAUUAUCCUGAUAACGAUCUUCAAAGACUUAUGAAAUUUUUCAUUGAUUUUAUACAUAUGUAUAACAUUAGUAUGCAGAUACUGAUAUUUUUUGUGUUUAAAGACUUUAAAAAAUAUCAAAGUUUAAAUCACUUGUAAAGUUUGUAACUAUGUUCCAAUUAGUAUUGUGUUCUGUAAAUGUGUUCAAUCAUAAACCAUUUCUCAAACAUUUGAGCCUUAUACAUAUACACGUUAAAGCGUUUAAUAAAUACUUGAUAUUGCUAAAGUUUUGAAAAGUUGUAUGAAAUUUUUAUGCAAAAAUAUUUUCGAGCGCUACAUGUACUGAACUUUGAACAAAACAUUAUCGAUUAAUAAAUGUAUUAAUUACGGUAUUUGUUUUUCAUAAAUUCAUUUACUAUAUGUACAUGGAAUAACUUUAACGUUUUACUUGAAUCAUUGUAACAAAAUUAAUCAAACUAUCAAAAAUAAUCAGAUGAAAAUUGUAAACUUUUUGUAAGAUAUCUUUGUGUCGAAAUAAGGUGUAUGAAUAAUACAUGUAAUACCAAUACAUACACUCUGCGAUAACUGUUUGAUCUCACUUAGAUAUAUCUCAAAAAGUUGCAACAUUAUUUUUUGAAAGAAUCUUACAUACAACUAAAUGAUCUCAGUUUAAAAACUUUAACAAUCCAGAACAUAUCAAUACACAAUCAUGUCACUAAUAUAAUUCCAUAGUGAUUACUUGGUGCAUUUGCCAUUAAUAUAUACUAACUCUUGUAUGGAGAUUGAGUGAAUCUACAUAAAAUCAAGCGAAACAUUAUUUCUUCUUUAUUAUUAAGUGGAAAUUAAUUAUAUACAGGGUAUGUAUAACACGAAUUUUAUUGAUAUAGCUGAAUGAGAUCAAACAGUUAUCUCAGAAUGUAGCAAGUAUAACAUAGACUUCUCUUGGUUAAAGGAGAAAAUAAAAACCCUAAAGAGAGAACCUAGGGAGAGCCUAACGCAGACAUAUCUUUGCAUAUAAAAUAAUGCAAAGAGUAGGAUAUUUUUUCCCUCACACUUUCCCUUAACUAUCAGAAGUCUAAGUUGCACAAGAUUGUAAACUGAUGUCCAUAAGUAUUAAGAAUUAAUCAUAAAACUUGUUCGUGUCCAAAUGCUUCAAACUUUCAUUCAUCUGUCUAGAGCAUUUUUUCAGUCUAUCGAUUAACAAGUAAAGGAAGAUAUUUAUGCAUUUCAUUUUUUAUUUCUCUUUUUCAACAUUCUCAUACAAUGUUGCCAUAAGCAAUAAGACCACUGCCACAAGGGCAAACUCUUGGGCACUGCUCUAGACUUUUGUCUGCAUUACAUGGAAAGCUGCCUAUGCAUCAAAAUGCUGAAGCAUAACAUGAAAUAGAUUAUGAUUAAUUUAUACGAUGAAUUAUUAAAGAUUCGAUACAAAAUAAACUGAUACUUAUGGAUGACAGUGACAUGAUACACGCAACACACGUUUAUCACGUUGUACGCACAAUAGUCGAUUAAACGUUCAUUAUGUAAUUUUGCAUUGAAGUUCAUGAUAACUGUUAUAAAAGUUGUUGACGUUGUAAUCAUAGCUCACGCUUCGAAGAACCAUGCGAAGGCACUUCGACUUGUUAACCACCAUAGGACUGUACGGGGUACAGCGUAACCCAUAUAUUUUUUUCUUCAGGCUCUAAUUUUUAUUUUUUAUGUAUCACGCAAAGAAAGACUGAAUUUUCUUUACUUCUUUGCAGGAUAGAAAUUUCUUUUGUGUGGGAGUACAGAAAAUAUUAGUACAAUUAUUUCGAGAUGUAACAAAUUAAGUUUCGUUUUCGAUGUUGUAAUUCGCCUACUGUUGCAUUUAAUAAAUUUAUACAUGUAAUACACGUAAUAAAAUGUAUUUUGUACCCCGCACGGUCCCUAACCUUUUUUCGGAUUGUAGGGGGCGUUAUGACGUAAGUCUUUAAAAGGGGAGUCCCCGAUUUUAAAACUGAUCCAAAUGGUGACUUAAAAAGGUUGACAAGAAAAAGAUUGAUGACUUAUUAAAAUUGUAGUAAUUGCACAGUAAGUAAGAAACGUCUGAAACUUCUUAUAGACAAUUAUAAAUUUAAUUAAGUGGUACUUAAAUGAAAUAACCUCAGGAAACCAAUCCGAAUAAAGGUUACAGUCCUAUGAGGGUUAAUUACAUACAUAUUUUUGUGACUACAGAUUACUGCUUCACAUGUUGCAUCUUGUUUACUGUUAUCGUAGCUAAUGAUGUUAUACAAUUGUAUGAUAUACCUUCGUUGUUGUUAACGAAUGCCUGUAUAACAAUUACCUACGUAAUGUUAAAUGUUCUGAGAAGAAUUGCAGAGCUUGAAAUCGAAUACAGUUGUCAGAGGAAAAGUUAUCUGAAAUAGUUGUGCCAGUGUUAAUGGAAAUAGCCGAAGUUAGAUAUUUUUAUAUCUUUUUACUUACCAUUGUUUUAACACAUGAAAUAAGUUCUGGACAAGAAUAUUGUAUUUUGUCAUUCAUUUAUACUAUCUGACAUUUUGAGAGCAUACUUUUUACAGAUAAAAAUUUACUAAUUCUGUUCUUUAUGAGAAUAUAGAUGUAGUGUUCAGGAAUAUGUUCAUGUGUUGUUUUAUGGUUGUAUUUGGUGUAAUAGAUGUACCUGCUGCAUCUGUGAUCUAAUCUGAAAAUUAUGUUUCCGUAAAGAAUAUGUUCUCUAAAUAUUAGUUUUUAACAUACAAGACUUGUAUUGUACUUACAUUUUAAGACGGGACAGCGUAACCUGUUGGGAAAUAUAAUGUGUCUGGACUGUAAAGAACAGCAUCCUUAAAUUUGAAAGGGAACAUUGUACAUACAAACCCAAAUCGAUUUCAAUGCUCUGACUUCAAUUAAACAGACAUCAUAAUUUAACCUGAAUAAAGUUUACAAAAUCA
Megachile rotundata (alfalfa leafcutting bee) is the source of this 6994-nucleotide messenger RNA. Its product is annotated as uridine phosphorylase 1. The record is from RefSeq and is a predicted model, not a curated record. NCBI's taxonomy places the organism in Eukaryota, Metazoa, Arthropoda, Insecta, Hymenoptera, Megachilidae. Gene Ontology annotation, biological process: nucleotide catabolic process; uridine catabolic process. Gene Ontology annotation, molecular function: uridine phosphorylase activity. Gene Ontology annotation, cellular component: cytosol; cytoplasm.